Capsicum annuum is the source of this 1054-nucleotide messenger RNA. Its product is annotated as peroxidase 9. The coding region runs from base 28 to 456 and encodes 142 amino acids. Gene Ontology annotation, biological process: response to oxidative stress. Lineage: Eukaryota; Viridiplantae; Streptophyta; Magnoliopsida; Solanales; Solanaceae. The record is from RefSeq and is a predicted model, not a curated record. The transcript is spliced from 4 exons. Gene Ontology annotation, molecular function: peroxidase activity; heme binding.
UAAUUUCUAAAUCACCAAUUAAUUAAUAUGGCUUCUCCUGGACUAGUAAUUUUCUUUUUGUCUUGUGCAAUGUUCCAAGCUUUUCUUGUUUCCAGUUCCAAUUAUGGUGGUCUUUUUCCAGAAUUGUACCAAUUCUCAUGUCCUCAAGCAAAUGAAAUUGUAAUGUCUGUUUUGGAAGAGGCAAUUGCUGAAGAUCCAAGAAUGGCUGCUUCUUUCCUAAGACUUCACUUCCAUGACUGCUUUGUCCAGGGGUGUGAUGCAGCCAUAUUAUUGGAUAAAAAUAGUGCAUUCAAAAGUGAAAAGGAAGCAGGACCAAACAAGAAUCCUCUAAGGGGAUUUGAAGUAAUUGAUGAAAUCAAAGCAAAAUUAGAACAAGUUUGUCCUCACACCGUCUCUUGUGCUGAUACUCUAGCACUUGCUGCUCGAGACUCUGUCGUCCUAGAGGGCACACCAUAGGGAUGGCAAGAUGUGUAUCAUUUAGGCAAAGGCUAUACAAUAAAAAAGCAGCUAGCCAGGGGAAGUCCAAGAUCAUGCACCAAAAGGCCAUGAAUGUACAUAAACCGACGAGAAUAGGAUAUAUGACAUAAGAGGACACAUCCGGAUGCUUCACAAUUGAGUAGACGGAAAAAGCUGUAAUACCAGCAGUUAUUGCAGAUAGACCUGUAGAUAUCACAAGUUCGACCAGCCCCAUCACCCUUGUCUAUGUAAACACAACAUGCUGCUGCUUCAAUGUCUGCUUCCACUUCGUCCCUCUGAUCCGCCGCCAUCUUGAUCAACAAUGGUAUAUCAAUGUCCAUGCAACAUCUAUCUAUCUAUCUAUCUAUCUAUCUAUCUAUAUCCUAGUUCUAGUUGAACUCGGAAACAGAAAUUAAAGGGGCCUUGUUAGCUGAUUCAUAAAAGGAGGACUCUUCUCCUACUUGGAGUAGUACUAUAUAUUCAAGUGUCAUUAGAUGUAUUGAAAGAUGGGCAGGUACAACAUGGUUACAUGUCUACUAUUUAUUAGCUACAUACUUCCAUUAAAGCCCAUUAAAUAUUACAAAAAUAUUUCUAACGU